UUUUGUGUAACAGAAAAGCCAGGAGUGUGUCCAAGCAAGAACCUCAGAAUAGGAGUGUGUGCUGAGAUGUGUUCCCAUGAUAGUGACUGUCCAAAUGAUGAGAAGUGCUGCAGCAAUGGAUGUGGACAUCAGUGUAUGGCUCCAUAUAGAGAAAAGCCAGGAGUGUGUCCAAAAAACAAUCAUGAAGGAGCACUUUCAGGAGCGUGUGCUGAGCAGUGUUCUCAUGACAGUGACUGUCCAAAUGAUAAGAAGUGCUGCAGCAAUGGAUGUGGACGUCAGUGUAUGGCUCCAUAUAGAGAAAAGCCAGGAGUGUGUCCAAAUAACAAUCUUGCAGUAGCGUUUUUAGUAAAGUGUGUCGAGUUGUGUUCCCAUGACAGUGACUGUCCGAAUGAUAAGAAGUGCUGCAGCAAAGGAUGUGGACGUCAGUGUAUGCCUCCGUAUAAAGAAAAGCCAGGAGUGUGUCCAAGCAAAAACCUUGGAUUAGGAGCAUGUGUUGAGAUGUGUUCCCAAGAUGGUGACUGUCCGAAUGAUGAGAAAUGCUGCAGCAAUGGAUGUGGACAUCAGUGUAUGGCUCUAUCUAAUGUAAAGCCAGGAGUGUGCCCAAAAAACAACCAUGAAGGAGUAUUUUCAGGAGCGUGUGCUGAUAGGUGUUCUCAUGACAGUGACUGUCCAAAAGAUGAGAAAUGCUGCCGCACUAAAU
Messenger RNA from Sinocyclocheilus rhinocerous, 700 nucleotides. RefSeq names its product perlwapin-like. NCBI's taxonomy places the organism in Eukaryota, Metazoa, Chordata, Actinopteri, Cypriniformes, Cyprinidae. Gene Ontology annotation, cellular component: extracellular region. Gene Ontology annotation, biological process: antibacterial humoral response; innate immune response. The annotation marks the transcript as partial. The record is from RefSeq and is a predicted model, not a curated record. Gene Ontology annotation, molecular function: serine-type endopeptidase inhibitor activity. The transcript has 5 exons.